AUGACAAAUAUUGAUGAAGACAAUGUGACUGUUCAAAGCCAAGCUGGAAACGCAUAUCUGCUGCCGGGAACAACUUUGAAACAACAUCUGGGAAACAGGAUAUAUAAUCAAGCCCACAAGAUGGCGCUGUUGGUACCGUUUAGAAACUGUAGCGAAGAAUUGAAUCAAUUUGCUCCAUACAUUGAAACGUUUCUGAACAACCAAAAAAUCGCUCACACGAUCUAUGUAAUUAAUCAAACGGAUGCUUACAGCUUCAAUCGAGCGACACUGAUCAACGUCGGGUUUCUAGAGAGCGAUCCUAACUGUGAUUACAUCGCCAUGCAUGACGUUGAUUUGUUGCCUCUCAACCCACUGCUAAACUACAGCUUCCCUUCGGAAGGUCCAUAUCACGUCUCCUCUCCCAAACUACAUCCAAAAUACCAUUACCCAUCAUUCAUCGGGGGAAUACUGCUGAUAACAAGAAAGCAUUUUGAGAGUGUAAAUGGGAUGUCAAAUCUAUUCUGGGGUUGGGGAGGAGAAGACGACGAGUUUGGCUUGCGGUUAUUGCAUUUUGGAAUGAAGGUGAGACAUCCAGUAGAUGUAAAGACCGGCGUUCGAGACACUUUUCGGCAUAUUCAUAAUUCGAAGAAAAGACCUCGAGAUCAAUAUCGGUACCACAAGCAAGGCUUUGAGGUGUAUACGUUGACAGAGGGCGGAAGACUCAACCGUACUGUAGAUUCAACUGUACAAAUCAUGUACAGAGUGAAAGAGAGCGGAAAAAUACCGCAGAUGUAUACAUACCGUGACGAAGGAUUCAACAGUACCGAAGAUGUUUACCGUGACGGAGGACUCAAUAGUACCGAAGCUGUAUACAGUGACGGAGGACUCAAUAGUACAGAACGUAUAUACAGUGAGGGAUGA
Molecule: messenger RNA, 900 nt
Organism: Ylistrum balloti
Lineage: Eukaryota; Metazoa; Mollusca; Bivalvia; Pectinida; Pectinidae
Product: beta-1,4-galactosyltransferase 7-like
Exons: 5
Coding region: 1-900 (299 amino acids)
Biological process (GO): carbohydrate metabolic process; proteoglycan biosynthetic process
Molecular function (GO): xylosylprotein 4-beta-galactosyltransferase activity
Source: RefSeq, a predicted model, not a curated record